Messenger RNA from Gastrolobium bilobum, 351 nucleotides. Its product is annotated as agamous-like MADS-box protein AGL82. The record is from RefSeq and is a predicted model, not a curated record. The transcript has a single exon. The coding region runs from base 1 to 351 and encodes 116 amino acids. Gene Ontology annotation, molecular function: DNA-binding transcription factor activity, RNA polymerase II-specific; RNA polymerase II cis-regulatory region sequence-specific DNA binding; protein dimerization activity. Gene Ontology annotation, biological process: positive regulation of transcription by RNA polymerase II. NCBI's taxonomy places the organism in Eukaryota, Viridiplantae, Streptophyta, Magnoliopsida, Fabales, Fabaceae.
AUGGGCCGUUCAAGGACAACCUUCAAACGUAUUCCAAAUGAUAAAGCUCGAAAAGAAACUUUCAUGCAGAGAAGGAAGGGACUAAUGAAGAAAGUAUCCGAAUUUUCAACUAUGUGUGGAGUUGAAGCUUGCUUAAUUGUGUAUGAUGAGAAUGGGGAUGCUCAACCUAUGACUUGGCCCCGAGACCCUAUAAAGGCACACUCUAUCAUUGAAAAGUAUGAGCGUCAAAAAAAUAAGAAACCCCUCAAGGCCUUUGAUCUUGAAGACUUUUUCAAGAAUAAGAAGAACAUGGUUGAAGCUGAGAUUUCCAGAGUGAAUAAAGAUAUCUUGAAGACAAAGUAUCCAACUUGA